CUGAGAGAUUAAAUUUGCCUUUCACAGAGCAUUCCAGCUCCCUUAGCCUUUCUCUUCCUCCCCUUCUUUUCCCUCAACCCUUACUCAUUGGCAAUACCCUUCUGUACCAGGAGGGCACUGUCAGGGUCGCAGAUAAUAUGUACACUGUUCAGCCUCAGGGUUUUUUGAUCUGGUGGCUGGAUCCUGAGCUGACGUACGGCAAUGCCAAGCCAUUUGUGUUCACGCAGGGCCACUCGGUGUGUAACCGAUCCUUCUUCCCCUGCUUUGACACACCUGCAGUGAAAUGCACCUACUCAGCCACUGUCAAGGCUCCAGCAGGCAUACAGGUGUUGAUGAGUGCCACACAAAGUACUUACUUAGAAGAGGAAGGUGUAUAUCAAUUUUACAUGGAAUAUCCAGUUCCUGCCUACCUAGUGGCCUUGGUGGCAGGAGACCUUAUACAUGCAGACAUAGGUCCAAGGAGCAGAGUGUGGGCAGAGCCUUGCCUGCUGCCAACAGCCAUCAGCAAGCUUUCUGGCAUUGUUGAACGCUGGUUGACUGCUGCAGAGAGUCUGUAUGGCCCCUAUAUAUGGGGGAGAUAUGACAUUGUUUUUCUUCCUCCAUCCUUCCCUAUUGUUGCCAUGGAAAACCCAUGCCUGACCUUCAUCAUCUCUUCCAUUCUGGAGAGUGAUGAGUUUUUGAUCAUUGAUGUCAUUCAUGAAGUUGCCCACAGCUGGUUUGGAAACGCUGUCACCAAUGCCACAUGGGAGGAGAUGUGGCUGAGCGAGGGACUGGCCACCUACGCGCAGCGCCGCAUCACCACUGAGACCUACGGAGCUGCCUUCACAUGUUUGGAGACUGCAUUCCGCCUCGAUGCUCUCCACAGACAGAUGAAGCUCCUUGGAGAAGACAACCCGGUCAGCAAGCUUCAGGUUAAACUGGAGCCAGGUGUAAAUCCCAGUAAUUUAAUGAACCUCUUCACCUAUGAGAAAGGCUACUGCUUUGUUUACUACCUGUCUCAGCUCUGUGGUGACCCAAGACACUUUGACUCCUUCCUAAGAGCCUACAUUGAGAAGUACAAAUUUACCAGUGUCGUGGCUCAAGAUCUUCUGGAUUCCUUCCUGAAUUUUUUUCCAGAGCUGAAAGAGCAAUGUGUUGAGAGCAAAGCAGGACUGGAGUUUGAACGUUGGCUCAAUGCUACAGGACCUCCGUUAGCUGAGCCAGACUUAUCUCAGGGAUCCAGUCUGACCAGACCAGUGGAGACACUCUUCAAACUCUGGACCACAGAGCCUCUGGACUCUGUUGCUGCCGCCAGCAGUGUUGACCUCACUAAAUGGAGGACGUUCCAAACCGUGCUUUUCCUGGACAGAUUGCUGGAUGGGUCACCACUGCCACAUGAGGUGAUAAAAAAGCUCUCGGAAUGUUACUCCUCUCAGCUGGACUCCAUGAACGCAGAAAUCCGUAUCCGCUGGUUGCAGAUUGUAGUCCGAAAUGACUAUUAUCCAGACCUUUACAAAGUCCGUCGCUUCUUGGAAAACCAGAUGUCUCGGAUGUACACAAUUCCACUUUAUGAGGACCUUUGCACUGGCACCCUCAAGUCUUUUGCCUUAGAAAUUUUUUACCAGACCCAAAACCAGCUGCACCCUAAUUUGCGGAAAACGAUCCAACAGAUCUUAUCACAGGGCUUGAAUCCACUUCCUGCCAUAGACACUACAGCAGUCACUACAGACACACCAGCAAUGGUGCUUGAGGACAAAGUCUCAGAGGCCACAAAUGGUGCCAUUUCACUCAGGGAUGUCAACGUGUCUGCUUAG
Acanthisitta chloris (rifleman) is the source of this 1793-nucleotide messenger RNA. It is a transcript of the gene RNPEPL1, whose product is annotated as arginyl aminopeptidase (aminopeptidase B)-like 1. The annotation marks the transcript as partial. The transcript is spliced from 13 exons. The record is from RefSeq and is a predicted model, not a curated record. Gene Ontology annotation, biological process: proteolysis. Lineage: Eukaryota; Metazoa; Chordata; Aves; Passeriformes; Acanthisittidae. Gene Ontology annotation, molecular function: metalloaminopeptidase activity; zinc ion binding.